UGAGAGAGAAAAAGAGAGAGAGUGAGAGAGAGGGAGGUGAGUGAGUUAACAAACGACGAAGGAGAUAAAGAGAAAGAAAGAAAGAAAGAAAGAGAAAGAGAUAGAGAUAGAAAUAGAGAUAGAGAUAGAGAUAGGGAGAGUGGGACGAAGUGUCGGUUAUAAUAGUCGCAUAACACGCGAUCCUGGUGGGCACGUCUCGACGGCGCCAUAAACCGUGUGCGCCAUUCGUUCGGCAAAGCAGGUCGUUUCCGCGGAAGGGCAGAUGCCCUUACGCGGUACAUCGUAUCGUUGGUGGUUUCGUUCUUGCACGUCCGGAUCGCCUAAUUUCGCAAGAUCCGGCACGGUUAAAUCGUCCUUCGCGUUUAAACGUUCCUCGCGUUUCCCAUAUUUCACGACGAACUGUCGACCGCCCCCCCGUGGGGGGCAAUUCUUCUCUCUUUAUCAUCGACGCCGUCGUUCUUCUCCUCCUCGUUCACUUUUGCCAAGAAUCGUCAAACCUAUUACGGCAAUAAACAUAAGUGCAGCAAAAGCAGUAGUAGAUACGGAUUUAAUCAUUGCGGCGCCAUCGAUAAGAAACCUAACAAAAAUAAUAAAUAGAAGAAGAACAACAACGAGAAGAACGACGACGACGACGACGACGGCGACGUCGACAACGACAACGACUAGGACGUCGUUGAAAACACCAAUAACGACGUCGAAGACGAAAACUACGACGGCGACGGCAAGAACCAAAGCAAGAGAGACGAAAAGAAUCGAAAGAACAAGAAGAAUAGGAAAGAGAUAUAAUAAUAGUUUCUAUUUAUUUUUAUUCGGGAUAAAUAGAACGGCUAGUGGCAGCAUUGAUAGAAAUACGACGUCAAUUUCGAGAACAAGGAAGUGGAGGAGGACGAAGACGAGAACAAGGAGGAGAACGAGUAUAGGAGCGAUAGCAACGCCACCAGUACGGUCGCCAUCAGCAUCGUGAAGCAGUUGGCUGUUCUACUACGCGAAGAGAAAGAAGGAGAGGAAAUGUUCGUAGGUCCGUGAGCGGCGGUACGAUCAAAUAUGGAGGCUCGGCCGGCCCUCUAAACGCGUUUGUGGACCUUUUCCUUUCUGUGUCUGCAUAACCAUCCGCCGUGCGCGCACGUGUACCGUCGCGGCGAACUAUCGAGUCUGUUGCUGUUGCUGCUUACUGCUAUUGCUGCUGCUGCUGCUGCUGCUACACUACUACUUAUUACUAUACCACUCUACUUAUUUCUCCUUCGUACUGCUCGACUUUCCUUCCCUUACUUUAUUAUUAUCAUUAUCAUCUUUUCACUCUACGACGUCUCUACGUCUUCUAUCUCUUCGUAGUUUCUUUUUUCUUGAGCCUCGUCAAGCUGGAGAAUGGAGCUCCGCGUUGGAAAUAAGUACCGGUUAGGACGGAAAAUCGGGAGCGGCUCCUUCGGGGAUAUUUAUCUGGGUACCAACAUUUCAACUGGCGAAGAAGUCGCCAUCAAACUGGAAUGUAUAAAAACACGGCAUCCCCAACUUCAUAUAGAAUCUAAAUUCUAUAAAAUGAUGCAAGGAGGAGUUGGUAUACCUACAAUAAAAUGGUGCGGCUCAGAAGGUGACUAUAAUGUAAUGGUUAUGGAAUUACUUGGCCCAUCGUUGGAGGAUUUAUUUAAUUUUUGUUCCCGGCGAUUUACUUUAAAGACUGUGUUACUUCUUGCGGAUCAAUUGAUAAGUAGAACAGAUUAUAUCCACAGUCGAAGUUUCAUCCAUCGAGAUAUCAAGCCAGAUAAUUUUUUGAUGGGUCUAGGAAAAAAAGGAAAUCUCGUAUAUAUUAUAGAUUUUGGUUUAGCAAAAAAGUAUCGUGACGGUCGCACACACAAACAUAUACCUUAUCGAGAAAACAAAAAUUUAACUGGAACAGCCAGAUAUGCGAGUAUAAACACACAUUUGGGAAUUGAACAAUCGCGGCGAGACGAUCUUGAAUCUCUAGGAUAUGUUCUUAUGUAUUUCAACAGAGGUAGUUUACCGUGGCAAGGUUUAAAAGCAGCUACAAAAAGACAAAAGUACGAACGUAUUUCGGAAAAAAAGAUGUCGACUCCCAUCGAAGAAUUGUGCAAGGGUUAUCCUAUCGAAUUUGCAUCCUAUUUGAAGUACUGCCGGGGACUAAGAUUUGAGGAAAGGCCUGAUUAUUCGUAUCUUCGGCAACUCUUCCGGACACUAUUCCAUGGUCAGGGCUUCACAUACGAUUAUGUCUUCGAUUGGAAUAUGUUGAAAUUUGGCAAUACCAGACAACCAACGUUGCCUUCGGUACAACAGGGACCUAUGCACUCUCAACCAACAAAUUCAGCACUGCCAUCUGGAACUAAUAACGAACAGGAACAUAGAUCAAGGCCGUACACUCGUCAGUGUCUGGCAAACGCGUCUGUUGCAGCGAUGGGUCCAACAGUAGGAGGAACGUCAUCGAAUCUGAGAAUCAUACGGCAAAAGCGCCGCGAAGCGUUGGAUGCUCAUGGUGACCAGGACAAUCAGGACAAGAGCGAUCUGCAAGCAUCGGGUGCAGGUGGCCAAGAACGAAGGGUCAGUAUGCGGUUGCACCGUAGAGAUGCAGCUUCAGCUGCAGGAGAAAUGCAGUCCAAAUCCAAUUUUGGAAGCGCCAAUGCGACGGCAACGAUCCCACCCCUCCUGGUGGUCAGGCGGGCAAGCGUUCCACACAACAAGUGAACCAGCAACAACAACAACAACAGCAAUAGCAGAAUCAUAAUCAUCAACAGGAUCAUCAACAGCAUCAGCAUCAACAGCGACGUCGAGGUGAUGCUGCUUGCAGUAAUCGUCGACAAGCUACGUUCCUACACGGUCAACAGCGAUAGGCUUCUCAUUUGUCAGCAAGUGAAAAUUGCAGUGUCGUUUGGUGUUGUACGGUGACAACAGGAGAAAUAGAGAAUUAGAAAUUUUUCAAAUGAAAAUAAGUAUGGGAAGAAAGGAUAAAGGGAUGAAUGAAUUAAUAUGAGAAAUAAAUAAAGAAAUAAAUAAAUAAAGAAAGAAAGAACGAGUAAGAAUCUAAAUGAAAAAAUAAAAAAGGGGGUACUAUUAAAGAAGAGAAAAACACAACACGCGCUUGCUAAAUCUUUCUAUAAUGAGCGUUUUGUCAGAAGCUGCUUUAUCUAUAUGUAAACAUCCUUUUUUUUUUAUUAUUACUAUUAUUAUUUUUUUGUUGUUUUUUAUUUAUAGGAGAAUGGAAAGAGAGAAAAAACAUCGUAUGUAUGUGUUGCUGUUUUUAUCUAUGCAUGGGAGCAUGUAUAUAUGAAAUACAGAGCAAAGAUAGCCAGAGAGAACGAGAUGAUGUACCCCAACAAAUCAAGCAUGAAAGAGAGAGAAAGAGAGUGAUAAAGAGAGAGAGAAAUGGAUAGAGAUCCCCUCUAUGCGCUUUCAUGCAAAGCAAAGUGAGAGAAAAAUAUUGGAUAAUAUUCAAGUGCGUUGUUGUUGGUUGUGCGAUGGUGUGAUAGUAGUGGUAGUGGUGGUGGUGGGUGUGGUGGUGGUGGUGGUGAUGGUCUUGGCGGAAGUCGAUUAGCUUUUUUAAAUGAAAGGAAGAAAGAAAGUCCGAAUAUAUACAUACAUACGUGAUGUACUAGUAGUGAUUUUCUAUCGUGGGCCGUUCGUUAAAGCGUAUACGCGUACGAUAUUAUAUAAAUUACAUAUGUAGAGUGAAGUUAUGAUGAGAUCUAUAAUAAAUUGAACAAAAAAAUAUUCACUCGAGACUGAAAACAUUUAAAAAAAAAA
Molecule: messenger RNA, 3750 nt
Organism: Polistes canadensis
Lineage: Eukaryota; Metazoa; Arthropoda; Insecta; Hymenoptera; Vespidae
Product: casein kinase I isoform delta-A-like
Exons: 9
Coding region: 1366-2694 (442 amino acids)
Biological process (GO): endocytosis; peptidyl-serine phosphorylation; signal transduction
Cellular component (GO): cytoplasm; nucleus
Molecular function (GO): protein serine/threonine kinase activity; ATP binding
Source: RefSeq, a predicted model, not a curated record